AUGAGUACACAAGAAACAGGUGGAGGCCUUUCAAAGUGGCAGAUCGCGGCCCUUAUCGGUGCGCCCAUUGCCGCAGCGUGCGUUUUAGGUGCCCUAUACUAUUGGAGGUCCUCACAGAGCUCAGAGCAAAAAGAUCCAGAAAAAGGAGAAGAAGUUGACACAACCACAAGUACAAGCGGUGUGCCUAAAAAUGAAGCUCCUGAGAGCGAGGAAAAUAUGUCUCCAGCAGAAAGAGCUCAGGCUAUCAAACUGAGAGGUAACAAGUACUUUAAAGGUGGAAAAUUUGAGCAGGCAAUUAAAUGUUAUACAGAGGCAAUUGAUCUGUGUCCUCAAGACAGCAAGGCUGAGCUGGCAACUUACUACCAGAACAGAGCAGCAGCAUAUGAACAACAGAAAAACUAUGAACAAGUACUUGCAGAUGCUACCAAAGCCAUAGAACUCAAUAAGAAGUAUUCCAAAGCAUUCAUGAAGAGAGCAAGAGCUUAUGAAAAACUGAACAGAAAGGAGGAGUGUCUUCAAGAUCUUACAGCAGUGUGCAUGAUUGAAGGGUUUAAUAAUCCAAACUGGAUGAUGCAGGCAGAUAGAGUGUUGAAAGAAAUUGGUAAAGAGAAAGCUCAAGAGUAUUACAAGAACAGAGAACUAAGUUUACCAUCUUCAACAUACACUAAAGCUUACCUGGAAUCUUUCUGCAAUGAUGACACAGUGGUUGUUGAUUCUCUGGAAGAUGUACCUGAGGACUCACCAUUUCUUGAGGCUGUUAAACAAAUGAAAGAAAAGAAAUAUGAAAACAUUGUUGACUUAUGUACUCAGCAAAUCGAGAAAGGAAUUGGACCACUUUACAUAAAGGCUUUGGCACUAAGAGGAACUUUGUACACCCUGAUAUCAAAAGUAGAUGAAGCAAUCCAUGAUUUGUCACAAGUGAUAAAUGCAGAUGACAAAACUAUCUCAACUAAGCUAAAAGUUAAUUGUCUGAUCAAGAGGGGAAGCAUGCAGCUACAAGCCAGUAAUGUAAUGGAAUGUUACCAAGAUUUUACCAAGGCAGUAUCAAUUGAUCCAGAUAAUUCCGAUAUUUAUCAUCACAGAGGCCAGAUCUACUUCCUAUCAGAGAAACUAGACGAAGCAAAGGAAGAUUUUGAGAAGUGCAUAUCCUUAAACGACUCCUUCAUCCCGGCAAAGAUACAGCUCGCUUACUGUAUUUACAAGUCCGCUGCUCUCCAGCAAUCUCCUAUCUUAGCGCACGGAGCUCUGGAUAUGUUGCAGAAAACUGUGGAGACUUAUCCAGAAUCAGCGGAUGCGCACAGUCUCUAUGCGCAGGUGCUUCAAGACAUGCAGCAGUUUCCCAAAGCAGAGGAACACUUUGACACUGCCAUUGAGCUAGAGCCACAAAAUCCAGUUCACCGUGUUUACAAAGGCAUGUUGAUGUUGCAGUCUCGCCAAGACGUGGAAAAAGCCGUGGAGUUAGUUACUGAAGCUCUAGAAAUUGAUAAAAAAUGUGAUUUUGCGUAUGAAACACUGGCCACGCUGGAAGUUCAAAGGGGAAACUUGGACAGAGCAAUCGACCUGUUUAACAAAGCGAUCGCUCUGGUCAGGACAGAAGCCGAGUUGGCACAGACAUUUUCCCUCAGAGAAGCUGCUAAAGCACAGAAAUACGUCACAGAAACACUGGGACUUACGCCACCUACUCUGCCUUUCUCGACUUAGGAACUCGUUUUGAACUGCACAACACACCAAUUAAGCCUGAAUUUAUCUCCACUUUAGUGGUUGUUUGGUCGGCCAUGCAGCGUACAAUGUACUACCCACCCCACGGGAGAGAGUGUGAUGUUUGACGAGACCAAACACCAACUGAGGAAAUUGAAUACAAAUCGAUGCCAAGCAACAAGAUGAAUAUUGUCGAUUUUCCUUUCGCGUGGAGGAAGUGAAAAUAGAAAAACUCCUUAGGGACAAAAUGAUUUUAAAGUAAGGGUGGCAUGUAGAGUUCCCAGGUGAAGAGGGGAGGGGGGGAGUUUCGAAAGAAACUGUGGUGCUGAGGGAACAUAACAAAAAAGAUUUGUUUUUAUCAACUGAGUUGACGUUGACUUGGCCACCCUUAAGAGUUUCUAAAGCUGACGUUUCGAGCAACAAGGUGCAAAGAAACGUCAGCUAUGGAAACUCUCAAAUGUAGCCAAUUUAUGUUAUCAAGUUAGUUAAUUAAAACCAAAUUAUCGAGUUCUAA
Pocillopora damicornis (cauliflower coral) is the source of this 2212-nucleotide messenger RNA. Its product is annotated as mitochondrial import receptor subunit TOM70. Gene Ontology annotation, biological process: protein import into mitochondrial matrix; protein insertion into mitochondrial inner membrane. Gene Ontology annotation, cellular component: mitochondrial outer membrane. Lineage: Eukaryota; Metazoa; Cnidaria; Anthozoa; Scleractinia; Pocilloporidae. Gene Ontology annotation, molecular function: protein binding; transmembrane protein transporter activity. The record is from RefSeq and is a predicted model, not a curated record.